GGGGGGGUGGCAGGAGGAAAAGGAGGUGGUGGUGGUGGUAGGAAGACUCGCAGAUGUGGUGGUGCUGGGCGCGGAUGGGCGCGAUCAAGUGGUGCCCGCAACUGCAUCUGGGCACGUGCGUGUUGCUCUUCAUGGACGUGCUGGUGGAGACGAUCAAGGGCCAGUUGGCCCGGUUUGCGGACCUGGUGUCGUGUGCGUGGGCCUCGCGCGGCCGCACGCGCUCCACGUGGCACCUGGACCACUACCGUGGCACUGACAUACCAGAGGCCGUGGCUGGCUUUUACGUCUCUGCUGUGCAACUGCAAAAUGAAAUUGCCGAGGUCACAUCGGAGAUGGAGACGCUGGAACCAGCUGAGGAUACGAAGAACAACCUUCGUGCGAAGCAGCUGUCCAUCGGGCGGAAGAAGUUCAACAUGGACCCGAAAAAGGGGAUCGAGUGGUUGAUCAAUGAGGAGUUGAUUGAGAGUUCGCCGUUGGCCACG
Messenger RNA from Notodromas monacha, 482 nucleotides. Lineage: Eukaryota; Metazoa; Arthropoda; Ostracoda; Podocopida; Cyprididae. The record is from the annotation of a GenBank genome assembly.